CUUAUAUAAGUAUACAGAGUAUGUAAAGUGUGAAAUUGUAUCCCCACUUCCCAACCUCAGUCCGGCUUUGGACCAUUUCAGACGGCAGGCAACAACAAUGCAGAAACAUGACUUUGGAGUCGUUGACUAUGUCGUUUUCGUGCUUACCAUUGUUGUCUCCCUUGGAAUCGGAAUCUAUCAGGCUCUUUCUGGGGGCCGCCAGAAAACCACUUCAGAAUAUCUCGUUGGUAACCGUAGAAUGGCUGUUCUUCCCGUGGCAAUAUCUCUACUAGUAUCCUUCGAGUCGAGCAUAAUGAUGCUUGGAACUCCGGCGGAAAUCUACAGAUAUGGCAUUCAGUGGGUAUGGGCAAACAUCGGAUUUUUUUGUGCAAAUCUGUUAGCGAUCAAAGUCAUGGUACCACUGAUUCACCCGCUAAAGAUUACCAGUGCAAAUGAGUAUCUAGAGCUUCGAUUUAAAUCACACGCUGUGAGACUAAUGGCCACAUCUCUAGGAAUGCUUAACUACGUAUUAUAUAUGGGUAUUGUCCUCUAUGGCCCAGCCUUAGCCUUGGAAGCAGUGACGGGAUUUCCUUUGGCCUAUUCUAUAUUCAUCGUUGCCAUAGCUGCUGUGAUAUACACCUCUAUUGGAGGAAUCAAGGCUGUUAUAUGGACUGAUGUAUUUCAGUUUCUUGUUAUGUUUUCUGGAAUCUUUGCUGUACUGAUAAAAGGAACAAUUGAUAUAGGAGGAGUGGGCAAAACCUGGGAAAUUGCCAACAACAACGGAAGAUUAAACUGGUUCAAUUUUGACUUGGACCCUAGGACUCGGCACACGUUUUGGAAUCUCUUUUUUGGCUCCCUUGUCAGAGGAAUGUUCCUGAUUUUCAAUCAAUCCUCUGUUCAAAGGAUAUCUUCAACUCCUACGCUGUCUGAUGCUAAAAAGGUAAUGUAUUACACUGCACCUGGUUUCCUCGUUACCAUAUUCCUGGCAGUCACAGAGGGAAUUAUAGCAUACUCCUACUUCCAUGUCCUUCGUUGCGAUCCUCUAGAAUCAAAGACAAUCAAAAAUUCAAACCAGCUGAUCCCAGCUCUAGUAAUGGGUAUGUUUGGAAACAUGCAUGGUAUGCCUGGUCUCUUCAUUGCUUCUCUCUUUAGCGCAUCCUUAAGCACCCUGUCAUCCGGACUAAGUAGUUUGUCUGCAUUAGUAUGGCAGGAUUUUGUUAGACCUCACACAAAACCAAUGUCAGAAUUCAAAGCUACCGUGAUAGCUAAAAUAUCAGUUGUAAUAUUUGGUAGUUUGGCAAUCAUCGUAGCAUUUCUUGUAUCGACCAUUGGUGGAACUCUCAUACAGAUCACUGGAACUAUUCUCUCCACGAUAGGAGGGCCAUUAACAGGGGUGUAUCUUGUAGGGUGCUUUUGUCCAUGGAUCAAUUCUAAGGGAGCUAUCUUUGGUUGUAUAAGUGGGGUUGCUCUUGUUGGAUGGAUUGCUGCAGGAAUGUCUGUGUCAAAAGGAAUUAAAAGAACCCCACCCCUACCAGCGGCACCAGUUGACCAAUGUUUUGCUCCCUCUGUCGUCAAUGCUAGCGACUUGAUGACAAAUACGACAUUAGAAACAUUCCUAUCAUCUACCGAGUUAUCUACAAAAUCAUCAGUUUUUAUUCAACCACUGGAGCCACAAGGCCUGGACCAGUUGUACUCCCUUUCUUACACCCUGCUUGGUGUCAUUGGAUUGAUUAACAGCAUCAUAACAGGAACUAUUGUUAGCUUUCUGACGGGAUACACAAAACCGGAGGAAUCGGAUCCACGUUAUUUGGUUUCACUAACGGACGAACUUUUCUCCUUCCUCCCAGAGAAGAUUAGAAAACCAUUACGCUUUGGAUAUAGCUAUGACAGAUCUAAGGUAUAUAAAGAACAAGUAUUCACCGAAAAAGAUCUCAAGCAAGAAAAAGUACACAAUUUCGCCAAUGUGACGAUCACAGUGAGUUCGGAGAAAGAAAAGAUUAAUGGUGUGGGUGAAAUCAUCAUAGAGGAUCCGAAAUUAGGAAGUAGUGAGGACGAGAUUCCGAGUAGUGCCACGCCUUUGAUUAGUAGUGAGAGGGGUGACAAUGGAAACGAUACAAAUGACAGAGAUGCCAAUCUAACCAAAAAUGGAAGUUUAUAACGUUAAAAGUUAUGUUUGAAAAGAGAGUGAAUAAUGUAAAUCAAUGUUGUGUGCUAUCAGAUUAGUAGAAUAUGACGUAUGAAAAUCAUAACACUACUAAAAUUGAUUUAAGAUGCUUUUUGUGUUGCAAACAAAGUCAACAAUCACAUUUCUAAUGUUGAUAUAAUUGACACAGAUACACACAUA
This is a messenger RNA of Saccostrea echinata, 2323 nucleotides long. Its product is annotated as sodium-dependent multivitamin transporter-like. Gene Ontology annotation, biological process: sodium ion transport; transmembrane transport. The transcript is spliced from 17 exons. NCBI's taxonomy places the organism in Eukaryota, Metazoa, Mollusca, Bivalvia, Ostreida, Ostreidae. Gene Ontology annotation, cellular component: membrane. Gene Ontology annotation, molecular function: symporter activity. The record is from RefSeq and is a predicted model, not a curated record. Bases 98 to 2137 code for a protein of 679 amino acids.